GGUUAAGAAACGUCACUUACAGCUGAUUUCAGUGUCCAAAGCAAAUCAACAUAAAUUUCUUUUUUUAACGAUCAUGAUCGAUCUCGCCAGCUGAUUUUUUUAAUAACUAACUAUAGGUACGCAGCACCUGUUCUUCCAUCGUAGAUGUAGUUACAAAUUCAAACCGCAGUCACUCGCACUGUAGCAUAAACAUUGUUUGGAUAUCGCUUCAGAUGUAUGUAAGAAAGAUGUAAAAACAUUUCAUCGCACUUACGGACGAAAAUGGAUAUACUAAUUGAGCCGGAUUGCUACAAAGUUUGUAGAAUCUGCAUGGAAAGCUGCGAGGAUGACUUCGUAUGCGUUUACGAUGAAUUCGAGGAUAAUAUCCUCAUGGACGUAAUUGCUGAAUGUGCCCGAGUUGAGAUUAGAAAAGACGAUGCACUGCCACGAAAUGCCUGCCGAAAUUGUGCAGAAUAUAUGAUUAUAGCCUAUCAUAUUAUACAAAAGUGUCGCGAUUCCGAUCAGACUUUGAGAUCGAUAUUUAAACAUGAAAUCGAUUUGAGCAGCAGAAAAGAAGAGCCAAUUUUCGGAGUAACCGACAUCCACGAAACGGAUAUCAACCCAGCGGAAUAUGCAUUCCUUCUGUCAGAUGCAUACGACAAAAUCAUGUUGGAGGAUGUCAAGGGUCUAAUUGCGGCGGACGCCAAUAAUGGUUUAGUAAACGAAUUUCACUGCGAGGAUCAUUACCAAAGUAUGUUAAAUGAGGAUCACAUUAUAACCACACAUUCCAGCCAAGAAAUCCCUACUCCGGUUGAGACGCUCCAAUUGGAUUAUUCGGAACUAGCGGGAACAGAGGAAAAUAGACAUCCAGAGUUAAGUCAACAUGAGGCUCACGCGACUAAAAAGUGUUGUGGAUGCAAAAAGAUAUUUGAAAAUGAAUUUGAUCUGAAGAACCAUUGCGACUCAGUCCACCUGAGUGAAUCAAGCAACGCUCAUGAUGAUACGAGACCGUUCAAAUGUCCCGUAUGCUAUAAAUCGUUCUCCAAUCAGCAACUUUUGAAAGAACACCAGCGAAGUGUAAUUCGAAAGUAUUUCUGUCGACAAUGUGGUAAAGGAUUCAUGACACAAGCGAACUUAGAAAAUCAUUUAAAGUGCCACGUGUCCUCGCGAGAAACCAGAAGGUGCUGUGGUUGUCGCAAAGAUUUUAAAAAUGAUACGGAACUUGCAUUGCAUUCCAAUGAAGUGCACAAACCGGAGCAGACUUUCGAUCCUAUCAAACCGUUUGAAUGCAACAUCUGCUAUCGACGAUAUCCUACUCGAAAGUCCCUUGUAAGCCACAAGCGAAUGAUUCAACAGCAUCAAUGCUCUCACUGUGGUGAAUUUUUUAUGAAAAAACUUUUUCUAUCUUUACAUGAAAAGUCUUGUCAUCCAAAUGAACAAAAAGAUGACAAGAAAAAGCGAUGUUGUGGGUGUCGUUUAGAAUUCCCAAAUCAACAUUCGUUGAUAGAACAUGCGAUAGCUACUCAUAUCAAUACUAAUCCUGUACCGGUUGACCCGACGAAACCCUUUGAAUGUAAAAUCUGCACACGGCGUUUUCCCUCUAAAUUGACUCUACGCAAGCAUCAGAGAAAAAUAAGUCAGGAGAAACGCUACUCUUGUGAAAUUUGUGGUCGAUCUUUCAAUCGCGCCCAUGAUAAAGCGACCCACGAAACGACUCAUUCCAAUGAAAUGCCCUACACGUGCCACAUCUGUUCACGCCGAUUCAAAAACAAACUCUACCUCAAAAAUCACUUCAAGCUGCACGCAACUAGUGACUCGCGAAACUUUUCCUGUCACGAAUGUGGUAAGUGUUUCCGAACGAAGGACCUGCUGAAAACUCAUGCCAUCAGUCAUAGCGAGGAACGGAAGUAUGCAUGCCAGUUCUGUUCUGCGACGUUUAAGCGUGCCCAGUGCUUAAAGAUUCACACCAAAGUGCAUACACGAGAGAAAGCAUUUGCUUGCACGGUCUGUUCCAAACGGUACGUUCAAUCGUCCGAUUUGAAGCGUCACAUGUUGACCCAUAAUCCGGGCGAGGGCGGCAAGCCGUUCCAGUGUGAAUACUGUCUGAAGCGAUAUCCCCGGAAGGAUUAUCUCAAAGUGCACAUCCGGAAGCAGCACCUGGAGAAGGCCGAUAUGAUUCUGAUCGAAGAGGUGGCUCUUGAGUUUCAAGGAAAUAGUGAUGGAAGUGAUUUUCUACUGAUUUAAUCGAAGCUUGAAUUGUAUUAACUGAAUAAAAUUAGUAAUUUGGAAUUGAAAACAAUAAUUUGAAAUAGAAGCAUCAUAUCUUCGUUUAACCGUUAUGUGCCCGACCGGGUGCUCGGGUACCUAUUCGGAUUUCAAUACAUGAAAUUGCAAUGUUCUUUCCCAAGCUGGGAAUUAGAGUAUCACAAAGCAAAGCUCUUGAGGAAAUAAAAUCGAUACAGUUAGCGGAGGCCUCUGUGUUUUUGUACACCAUAAUAAACCCACAGCGUACGCAGGUACCAGCCUAUCCCAACUAGAGAUCUAUGUCGGCCAUUUUUAAAUCUCUAUGUGAUGAGUUGUCAUGAUGGUUGAUGAUGGAAGUAUUGUUAAUGAACUCGAUAGAACAGAUAACAUCAUAAAGGAAGAUUAGUCAAUUCGUAGAUAUACGUAUUAAUUAUAUCUAUUAUAUGAUUUGACUCACGAUUAGUACCGAAAAUAAAAAUAUA
This is a messenger RNA of Topomyia yanbarensis, 2705 nucleotides long. RefSeq names its product gastrula zinc finger protein XlCGF26.1-like. Gene Ontology annotation, cellular component: nucleus. The record is from RefSeq and is a predicted model, not a curated record. NCBI's taxonomy places the organism in Eukaryota, Metazoa, Arthropoda, Insecta, Diptera, Culicidae. The transcript has 3 exons. Gene Ontology annotation, molecular function: zinc ion binding. The coding region runs from base 262 to 2223 and encodes 653 amino acids.